GCGAGGGGGGUCGGCGGGGCCCCGCGGUUGCCUUCCGGGCCAGUCCCGUGCGAGACUCGGGCCGGCCGCGUUGCAGAGGCAGGUUUCUUGAGUGGCUGCCAGCAGAACCUGGUUGGACCUUUCUCACAUCAACCAAAUUGGGGCAGAAAGUCAGAAGAGACAAAGAAUUGAAAGUGAAGGGAGGAAGCAGAGCUGGACCAAAGUCACUCUGGACUUGGGGAGCUGAAAUGGCCUCAAAGGAGGAAGAAGAAGACUUGGCGAGCCCUUUGGAUCAACAGGAUUAUUUUCCAGUGGAACGGAAGGAGGAGGAAACAGAAGUACAGAGUCUGGCAAGUUCUGGAGAUGUUUCCAAAGGAACUGGGAUGAGUAACCAUGUUGCCCUGGUGAAAAACGAAGAGAAAACAUUGCAUGAGAAAGAUGCCCCCGGGAUGGAGGAAACCUCUCCAUCCAAACCUGGGCACGCUCCGUUCCCAGCUCCCCAACGUUGGGAUGAUUUAUUUCUGACCUCCAUCGAAAAGGCGGUCAACACUCACCCAGGAAAAUGGAUGUCCCAGCUCAUCCCAGGCCUCAAAGAAGAAGGAGAGGCAUUUGAGAACAAGGAGAUUGGAGACUACGGGAAGGUGAAGGCAGCCAUCUUGCGGGUUGACGCGAUCAGUACGGAAGUCCAGCGACAGCAUUUCCGGCGGUUCUUAUACCGAGAGGCUGACGGGCCCCGGGAAGCCUGCAGUCGACUCUGGUUCCUGUGCCACCGGUGGCUGAAGCCGGAGAGGCACACCAAGGAGCAGAUCCUGGAGCUGCUGAUCCUGGAGCAAUUCUUGGCCAUCCUGCCUCCCGAGGUCCAGAGCUGGGUCAAAGAUGGCUGCCCUGAGACCUGUGCCCAGGCGGUGACUCUGGCUGAAGAUUUCCUCUUGAGCCAGCAAGAGGCUGAGAGACCCGCUCAGCAGGUGCCAGGGUUAUUUGAGGAGACAGGGGCGACCUCUCCAAAGGCCAGUGACCGAACCUUGUCAGACACUGAGCAGAGUCAACUGUGUUUGGAGAUUAAGCAGGAGCAGCCUCUGGAUGAUACUUCUUUAGACAAUCUGUGCAUGAGGGAAAACAAGGCUGGGAUUCCGCAGCUGGCAAAGAAGGAAUCUGAGUUACUCUGUGAGACCCCUGGGGGAGGCACUGCAGACGUCUUUCCCAUCUCAGAUGAGCAAGGAGCCAUCUCUGAAAGUCAGCAGAAGCCAGAAAAGGCCUUGAAAAAACUCCCAAGGAAGAGGGUUCAGAAAUCCAUUUCUUUGGUGGAAGAUUACAAUAAUCUCGCUGUCACCCCAACAGAAAAGAAAAACGUAGAUGAUGAGGCAGCUGUCAAGAUCAUCGUAUGCAAAGAAACCUUCAGCCGGGGUUCCGAUCAUGCCGGAGAGAAAAUCCACAAAUGUUUGGUAUGCGGAAAGUGCUUCAGCCUUCGUUCGCGCCUGAUCGUCCACGAGAGAACCCACACGGGUGAGAAACCUUACACCUGUUCGGAGUGCGGACGAAGCUUCAGUGUCAGCUCCAGUCUCAUUGCCCACCGGAGAACCCAUACAGGAGAGAAGCCCUACAAGUGUUCCCAUUGCGCAAAGAGUUUCAGCGUGAAGUCCGGGCUGAUCGCUCACGAGCGGACCCACACGGGAGAGAAACCCUACAAAUGUUUGUACUGCAGCAAAAGUUUCCGCCGCAAUUCGGGUCUCGUUAGCCACCAGAGAAUCCACACGGGAGAUAAGCCGUACCAGUGCUCGGUGUGUGAGAAAAGUUUCAGCGAUAUCUCCAACCUCAUUACCCAUCACCGGAUCCACACGGGAGAAAAGCCCUACAAGUGUUUAGAGUGUGGGAAAAGCUUCAGCCAGAGCUCAUACCUCAACAGCCACCAGAGAAUCCACACGGGAGAAAAGCCAUACGAGUGCUCCGAGUGCGGGAAGACCUUCAGCGUCAGCUCUCGGCUCCGGAAGCAUCAGAGGAGCCACACUGGCGAAAGACCUUUUGUCUGUUUGGACUGCGGGAAAACUUUCAGCGAGAGCUCAGAUCUUCUGGCCCACGAGAGGGCACACACGGGAGAGAAGCCCUAUCGCUGUUCGUUCUGCGGGAAGAGUUUUCUGCGCAGCUCCGAGGUAGUGAGCCACGAAAGAAUCCAUACGGGCGAAAAACCGUACCAGUGCGGGGAGUGUGGGAAAAGCUUUAGUGUCAGCUCACGCCUGAGUGCGCACCGGAGGAUUCACACGGGGGAGAAGCCAUUCCAGUGCAUGGUGUGCGAGAGAAGCUUCAGUUAUAAAUCCCACCUCAUUACUCACCAGAGAAUCCAUACGGGGGAGAAACCUUUCCAGUGCUCAGUCUGCGGGAAGAGUUUCCGCGGCAGUUCCAGUCUGGUGGCACAUGAGCGGACGCACACAGGAGAGAAGCCAUACCGGUGUCUGGACUGUGGGAAAAGCUUUACUCAGAGCUCAAACCUCAUUAGUCAUCAGCGAAUCCACGCUGAAGCGAAUUCCUGAGAUCCUCCUCAGAUGGACCUCUGUGGAUAAUCAGUGGGAUCUCCCUGUUCUGAAGGAGAUGUUGGUCCUUCGGUAUUUCACUGGCAGCUCCUCCUCUUUUCUAGAAGGGGCGUAUUUUCAACAAUUGUGCAAUAGCAAAGCGUUCCCUUUUCUUCUGUUCAGAGCAGAACACUGAUGUUACAACAAACCGGCAGGGAUUGUGUGUUCACCAAUCCGUCCAGACCAAACUGUGGGAGGUGGGGAGGCAGUUAAUAGUUGCUAAUGGUUUGGUGCCUGGAGAGUAGAUCAGAUGGGUAGAUGGUCACACCUUCUCUUCAGAAUCCAUCCUGGAUCUGCAUUGCAGGCUUUAUGUUUUAUUUUUCCAGAAAGAGAGAAUCUCUGCCCGGUGGGGAAUAGAAUGGAAAGGUUUACAAAGAAGGACUCCCAUUUUUUUUGAACUGAGAUCUGAUUGGUUCACUUUUUAGUUCCUGGAGAGUUUAUAAGAACUAGAUGAGGGAAUUCUACUGCUCAAAGGGGAUUCUACCUCACAGGAAGCAAAAUAACACACAAGCUAAUGUUUGAUCUCAAGGACCACCGCAUUCUCCAAGCAGAGAAAUGUUAAAAGGAGUGGGUGUACACAGAUUCAUAAUCUUAGACUUAAUAUCUAAAUUUCUAGAUUUAAUUACAGAAUUAUUUCGGGAGAGGGAUUUUGCCACCACUCCGCUAUUCCCCCCUCCCAGAAAAAUUAGGGGCUCUGAUUUUAGAAAAUUUAGAAAGAGCGAUCUGACUUGCUUACAGGCCUAUGUAUGGUUCCGGUUCUCAAGGGAAAAGGAGAAAGAGGAAGUGUGAGAAGCUUUGGGGGUAUUUCAAAAGAUGGUUUUCUGCUAACAAAGAGAUGGUUUCCAUAACACAGACCCAAAGGUUCAAGCUCUGCUUAAAUUUGACUGUGUCCCAUUGCAGGGACGGAGGCUAUUCUAUGACUGAGUGCAUUCACAUACAAUGUGAAUUGUAGUGUGAUGUGAAGAUGAUGUGAGAUACUCCCCCGUGGUAUGGUUCCCAGAAAAUUCUGCAAAUCUUGGGAAGCAGCCAUUUACAGACCUCCCCUGAUUCGUGUUUGGCUGAUUGUCACAUCCUGGUUUAUUUUUUAAUUGAUUGGAAAAGCCCAGCUGCAGAAUCACAGUGGCCCAGUUGGCCUAUUAGGGGAUGCUAAUCUGCAGAAGUGAUUCAGGUCCUCAUUUUGGAAGCCAGAAAGGAAAGCGAGGAUCAUACUUGAUCCUCCAUCCAGAUUCAGGCAAUAUGUGGGAGCGAGGUUCAAGGAGGAGUGUCUGCAGAGUAUGGUCAAAAAAGUCAAUGAUGGUGGCAACCAUUUUCUACGUGUGUUGGGUGCCAAUGUCGAGUCUCUCCAUGGAAGCCAUGGAGACUAAGCUGAAAGACACUCAGAACUUUUUUCCUGGAAUUGAACAGCAUAUAACCUGCAGAAGCAAAUAAAAUUAAAUAGCCUUAAUUGCAGUUUCAGACAUGUCCUGGGUGCUGGCUAGCAUGCCAGGCCCAUCAUAAUUUGGCUUAGUGUGAUGUGAAACAGUGAUCACAGAUUGGGUUCCCACAUCACACUCAACUGUGGAUUGUUUUUGCCAGUUUGUUGAACAAACCAAAAGUCAGCCUUGCAGAUGAGGAAAAUAAUCAUCAUAACUUGUUUAGCCAAUGCCUGGACAAUUUCCCUAUUCUGGCUGCUGUUGCUUGAUGACUCUUUGGAUGGGCCAGGCCUGAGUGAGAAACCAGGCAUCCCCGUUCACAUAUCUUACUAAAAAUCAGGCUUCAUGCAGGCUAAUUCUUGAACCAAAUUCUUGAAUUCCAGGACCAGCUCUUGAUAAAAUCAUGUUACUGCAGAUACUAGGAAAGUUGUAAUAUAGCAGAAAAGCAGCAGUUGCCAAUGAUAAGCCUCAUGCCGUAGAUACAAGUAUACAUAGCAGUCUCAGUGUGUCUGAAGGUGGUUUCUCUCUCUGCAGGCGGGGUAGAGCAAUUGACAUAUCAGCAUCAUUACUGUAAGGGAGCCGUCUGGUCUUAGGACUUUCCAUUCCACCUUGAUCCUUCUAGCCCUCACACGCUAAGCCACUGUUGCAAACAGGGGUGUCCACAGGAUGUGAAAAAAAGGCAAGAUGUUGCCUUUGAUUGCACUGUUGAGGCACCAUCUUGAUUUUUUGAACCAUAUCCUACAGACACCCCAGUUGCAACCUAGCUUCUGUGGUGUUAUAUUGUACAAUGAUCCAUGGUUUACUGGUAUAGGCUUUCACAGCUGGUAUCCUUUGAGCAAUGUUGGGGUUCAGUGACCAUGAUCUACAGAACAAAUUUCCAAUGUUUCACCAGCAAUCCCAGCUGGCAUCCUCAGAGGCAAGAUGUCCUCACAAGCAACUGAGCAGGGAUUGAUUGGGCUCUUGUCUUUAUAGCCAGGUAUCCUGGCUGCUGAUUGGUCUUUAGCUGAGCUGGCUUCUGAUCGGUGCAGGUUGGUGAGGGCUAGUCUCUGAUUGGCCCUCACUGACCUGCACCAAUUGGAAACCAGCUUGCUUAAGACCAAUCAGCAGUCAAGACCCCUGGCUAUAAAAACAGGAGCCCAGUUACUCCCUGCUCAGUUGUCUGUGGAGGAGAUCACCUUGUCUCUGAAGAUGCCAGCCAUAGUUGCCAUCAAAAUGUUAGAAAAUCUGUUCUCUAGACCAACUAAACCCUGAAACCCAACACUGCCCAAUCCAUGGUCUAGUUAAUGGUCAAAAAAGUCAAGAUGGUGGCCACAAGGGUGCAGUCAGAGAAUCAAUUCAAAGAAAGAAUAGCAGCUGGCAUGCCAUUAAAAUAAUUGGCAGUUCACAGCAUGGGUUUUCCUUCCAUUGUAAGCUUGGUGUGUUGGCAUACACAGUUGCAGAAGCUGGUCUUCUGCUUUUCUCUGAUGGGAGUCGCACAUCACGUUGAGCCAGAACAGGGGUUGGGUCAAUGACAGUGUAAUCAACAAAUCAUGAUGCAGCACAGUGCAAAGCUAGCCUCCAGAGUUUUUCCACUGAACAGUUCUGAUUCCAAUCAGUUCUUAGUGUUUUGGUAAAAAUAACGAAGUACAUUUUAAAUAUUCAGGCCAAGAAGCAAAUUUUAGGUAUUUUUUAAAAAAAACAGAUGAGGAGGAGAGUUUUGGUUAAGAAUAAAAUCCUUAUAGUUUCUAGAGCGGUGUUUCUCAACCUAGGCAGCUUGAAGACGUGUGGACUU
This is a messenger RNA of Python bivittatus (Burmese python), 5726 nucleotides long. The record is from RefSeq and is a predicted model, not a curated record. Lineage: Eukaryota; Metazoa; Chordata; Lepidosauria; Squamata; Pythonidae.